UCAUCGUUUCUAUGUUUGUUUCUCUCACUCUCCUCCGCUCAGUGCUUCAGCUCUCAUCGCCUCCUUCCUCCUUCUCCUUUGUCAUUCUUCGUUUUGGUGCAAUGGCGGAAACAGAAGAGCUACCGGAAGAGAUCAUAGUGAAUAUCUUUACUUGGUUGCCCGUCAAGUCCUUAAUCCGAUUCACCUCCGUUUCCAAACGCCUGCAUUCCAUUAUAUUGUCCGAUCCCAAAUUCGCCCAAUCCCAACUCAAAGCAGCUCGUCAGCAGAAAACCCUCAGCCACAGACACCUCGUCUCCACCGACGCCCCUCAACUCGAAUCCCUACAGUUGGAUGAUACGCCGUCGUUUGGAGAGCCUUCCUCCGUUAGAAAGUUCAGCUUCCCUUUCCAGCCACAACCGGGCGGUUAUGUCAAGUUACUGGGCUCCUGCAAUGGUCUGGUAUUUGUAGCUGUUGAUAAGAAAUUCUUUUAUAUCUGGAACCCAUCGAUUGGGUUCUUCAAGCAAUUACCUGACCCAGGUUUUCCCUUAUAUGAAAAUGUGCUAGCCUAUUAUGGUGUUGCCUAUUUAUCCGCCACCGAUGACUUCAAAGUUUUGGUAGCCACCUUUGGCUUUGGUGGAACCAAGUUAGAGGUCGAGAUAUUCUCAGUGAGAACUCAUCUUUGGGGGAGGAUUGAAUCCCUCAGCGAUGUUGAACUCCGUAGUCAGGGGACUUUUUCGAAUAAUGCACUUCAUUGGCUAAAUCACCAUAACCAGCAUGAAAUGGUCUCUUUUGACUUGGCUGUGCAGGAGUUCCGGAGAAUGCCACUGCCUAAUUUCGACCAUGAUGGUAAGAGUUUAAGCUAUCUUGGGGUUUGUGGAGGGUGCCUGUGUGUGUCGCGUGUUCCGAAGGGUGCUUGUGACUCUAUUGAUCUCUGGGUCAUGAAAGAAUAUGACGUGUGUGACUCGUGGUCUAUGCUCUUUAGCUUAAAGCUCUCCCAUCCGCCUGAGUUGCGCUUGCAUUCCAGAGAAUUCUUGGUUGUGGAAACUCGUACAGUUGUCGCGAAUUGGACCGGCAAGGGGUUCGAGUUGAUAAGGAUUGAUCAUGCAGAAGACGAGAAGCUUGGGUUGUAUAUGCUUAAGGGGGUUCGCAUUUGUAUGAUUGAAUAUGAAGAGAGUCUACUUUGGAUCAGUGGUUGUCAUUCAGGAGAAAGAGAUAGAGCAGGUCAAGAUACUCGAAACCCAUCAGAAGGCCUCAGGAAGCUGAAAUGGAAGUAAUGUUUGCUCUUUGUAAUCAAAUGACAGAUGAUGAUUGAAUGUGUUGUUUCAUUGAUUUUGUGGGGGGUUUUCAGAUGCAAGAUUGCAAGAGCAAGCUUAAUGCGUCCUCGGUGGUGAUGAAGAUCCUCAUAAUUUCACCACUUCAAGCUACCUAUAUGUAUUUAUGUUCUGUAACACUGUUAGGAUUAUUAUAAUUAUUAGUAUGCAAGGAGACCCAAAAAUGGAACUGUAAAUGCAAUCUUUUUGGAAUAGUCUGAGACUGUAGUGACUGGCUAACUUAAACUGUGAACGUGCUUGAGCUUAACUUCUUGACUACUUAUCGAUAUGGCUCAUCCAUGUUUCAAGAUUGGAGCCUCAAUCUUGGGCUAUAAUGUAUGCUUUGAAUUUACAAUCAAUUUCUCAUUUUGUGAAGAAACAAAAGACUCUAGACUAG
Rosa rugosa (rugosa rose) is the source of this 1686-nucleotide messenger RNA. RefSeq names its product F-box protein CPR1-like. The coding region runs from base 12 to 1253 and encodes 413 amino acids. NCBI's taxonomy places the organism in Eukaryota, Viridiplantae, Streptophyta, Magnoliopsida, Rosales, Rosaceae. The transcript has 2 exons. Gene Ontology annotation, molecular function: protein binding. The record is from RefSeq and is a predicted model, not a curated record.